Molecule: messenger RNA, 858 nt
Organism: Adineta ricciae
Lineage: Eukaryota; Metazoa; Rotifera; Eurotatoria; Adinetida; Adinetidae
Source: the annotation of a GenBank genome assembly
AUGUUGGCAUUUACUAAACGAAAUCCAAUUGAAAUAGCUGAAUCGAUCAGAAAUCUCGAUUCAGAAUUGAAUUCCGUUGAAUUCAUUCAACAUUUGAUUCAAUACAUUCCAAAUGAAACAGAAAGUACUUCGUCAGCAAAACGAAGCGCCAUCAAUGCUUUCACUCGAUUGUCAGGUGCUAAAGAACAACUGACUCCUGCGGAUCGACUCGUCUAUGAGAUCUUACAAAUCCCGUUUUAUAUGGAACGUUUAAAUACCUUGAAAUUCAAACUAAUCUUCGCUGAUAAUUGUCGAUUGAUAACCGAGCAAUUGCAACUGCUCUAUGAUGCCUGUGUCUUCUUAUACCACUCCGUACAUAUAAAAAAGUUACUCGAAAUCAUCCUCUCGGUUAUUAAUCAUCUGAAUUCAACUCCGACGCAUCGGAUUCUUACACUUGAUGAUCUAUCGAAAGUAAGCGAAUUGAAAACACCGAAAACGCGUGUACCAAUUAUAAACAUCGUUUCUCAAAUAUGUCGCGAUCGACAUCCGGAAAUCUUCGAUUUGAAAGACAACUAUCAUCUGAUUUUCUCCGCAAGCAAAAUCGAUCUCAAUAUAGUUAAGUACGAAAUUGAUCAAAUGCAAAAAGAAUUUCAACAAAUUCAAUUAUGGAUGGAGAAACUCGACGUGAAAAUGAAUCUUCAAACAUUUCUCAGUGAUUGUCGUGAGAAGUUGCCCGAGAUUGUUCGUUCAUGUCAACUAACAACUGAUCAGUAUUCUAAAACAAUUUCAUAUUUUACGCAACAAACAACAACAUCUGUUAUUUUUCUUUCAAUCUUCGCCAAUUUAAUUCAAUCGCUACAGAUCAAACGGCAAAACUAA